CAGCCCCACCCUGCCACCCUUCUCCGGGGUGUCCGACUGUCACAUCACCUCACACUCAGUCCAUAGAGACUGAUGGGACGUGGGACGGAGACGGGUCCCGUCCACCCACCCUCCAAUCCCGCUCGUUGGAUGGUCCCCUCCCCACCUGUCCCCCUAUUGUUACUCCUCUGGGACGGGGGUGGGGAUCAGUCAUUCGGGAGGAGUCUCCGGGGGGGGCACUCGGGAGGCUGGUCUGCUGGAAGGGGUCGAUUUCUGCCCGCCUGGAUCUAUUGGCAGACAGCACCGCAAUCCGGCACGAUGGCUUCCUUCCUCCAGCGUUGCCCCUUCCUGACCCGGGACCCCAGCGUCUUCUUGCUCAAAGCUCGCCCGCUGCUGAUAAGCAGCGCCCAGCGAUGUCCUGUCAUGGUAGCCCGGACCCUCAUGGGCUCCUCCCCAGACCUGCAGAGGGGGACAGACAACCCCAUCCCACUUGCAGUAGGAUCUGUCCCCCAGGAGUCGGGGCCCCCAGAAGCAGCCUCCACCUCUUCCCAGACCCACUGCCCCUUCAUGGAGUCGGAGGUGUGGGGUGGACGGAGCCGGAUCGUUCAGCGCGCCGGGCCAGAGGUGCAGGAGGAUGUGAAGGUCUACAGGGCAGACCCCCUCAGCUCUCUGCUCCUCGAGGUCCAGUCCAGCCUCCGGAAGAAAUUCCUGGGCCGUGAUGGGCUGGGGCCCGAUGCCCGGCUCCUCCCCACCCACCUGCUCCAGGACAACAUGCCAGCCCGCCCCCCAGGCUGUGAGAUCUUCUCGGACGCGGGGAAUCAUGCCUCCAUGAUCCAGGGCAUCCGCAACAGCGGGGUCCCCAAACACGUCUUCCGGCACAACGACCCCCAGCACCUGGCCCAGCUGCUGGGGCGCAGCCCCCCCGGCGUCCCCAAGAUCGUGGCCUUUGAGACCGUGCACUCCAUGGACGGUGGGAUCUGCCCCCUGGAGGAACUGUGUGACGUGGCCCACGCGCACGGCGCCCUCACCUUCGUGGACGAGGUUCACGCCGUGGGGCUGUAUGGCGCCCGUGGGGCCGGCAUCGGGGAGCGUGACGGGGUGCUGGGCAAGGUCGACAUCGUCUCCGGCACCCUGGGGAAGGCCUUCGGCUUGGGGGGGUACAUCGCCAGCACAGCGGCGCUGGUGGACACGGUUCGCUCCUACGCGGCCGGCUUCAUCUUCACCACCUCGCUGCCCCCGCCGGUGCUGGCCGGCGCCCUGGCCUCCCUGCGGGUGCUGGCCGGGCCCGAGGGCCGGGGGCUGCGCCGGGCCCACCAGCGCAACGUCAAGCACAUGCGGCAGCUGCUGAUGGACGCCGGGCUGCCCGUCGUCAGCUGCCCCAGCCACAUCAUCCCCAUCCGGGUGGGCGACGCGGCCCUGAACUCCCGGCUCUGCGACCUUCUCCUGUCUCAGCACAACAUCUACGUCCAGGCCAUCAACUACCCCACGGUGCCCCGGGGCGAGGAGCUGCUGCGCCUGGCGCCCUCCCCCCACCACACGCCCCCCAUGAUGGACUACUUUGUGGGUGAGGGCAGCGGGCUGUGGGGGGACGUGGGGCUCCCCCUGCAGCCCCCCGCGUCCUCCGCCUGCCACUUCUGCCAGCGGCCCCUGCACUUCGCCCUGAUGAGCGAGUGGGAGAGAGAUUCCUUCGGCAGCCUGGGGGCCCAGUGUCUCACCAGCAGCGCCUGAGCCCGGGACGGACCCCCCCGGCGUGGGACGGAUGGACAGACCCCCCCCCGGCGCCACCUGAAAAGGGCUCUAAAUAAAACCCGUUCAGCUUG
This is a messenger RNA of Chrysemys picta bellii (western painted turtle), 1799 nucleotides long. NCBI's taxonomy places the organism in Eukaryota, Metazoa, Chordata, Testudines, Emydidae. The record is from RefSeq and is a predicted model, not a curated record.